AUGUUGGAAGAUGUUAACGAUGAAAUCCCUCUUUUUACCGAACGCGAACAAGAAACCGUUUUAGAAGGAGAACCAAUCGGGACUAAAGUUACUCAAGUUAAUGCGAUUGAUAAAGAUGGAACCUUUCCUAAUAAUCAAGUGUAUUAUUACGUUGUUGAGUCUUCACGAAACGAAGGAAAAGAUUACUUCGAAAUUAAUCAAGAUACGGGGGAGAUCUUCACCAAAAUCGUCUUCGAUCGAGAAAAGCAGGGGGCGUACGCUUUGGAGGUGGAGGCGCGUGAUGGAGCACCAUCAGCCAGACCGAAUAGUGACAAUCAACCAAAUUCAGGUAUGUAA
Messenger RNA from Onthophagus taurus, 336 nucleotides. The record is from RefSeq and is a predicted model, not a curated record. Lineage: Eukaryota; Metazoa; Arthropoda; Insecta; Coleoptera; Scarabaeidae.